Desarmillaria tabescens is the source of this 1893-nucleotide messenger RNA. Its product is annotated as kinase-like domain-containing protein. Gene Ontology annotation, cellular component: cytoplasm; nucleus; cytosol. Gene Ontology annotation, biological process: protein phosphorylation. The coding region runs from base 1 to 1893 and encodes 630 amino acids. Gene Ontology annotation, molecular function: eukaryotic translation initiation factor 2alpha kinase activity; ATP binding. Lineage: Eukaryota; Fungi; Basidiomycota; Agaricomycetes; Agaricales; Physalacriaceae. The transcript is spliced from 12 exons. The record is from RefSeq and is a predicted model, not a curated record.
AUGUUCGACGACGACGACGACGAGACAGCAGCACUCGUUUCCCCAGAUCCAACCUGGCAAGCAAUCUUUCACGCAUCCAACCAAGUCGUCCUCUACAAUCCCACCAGCCAUGCUCUUGUUAUCCGACAGUCUCCUCAGCGUACUAGUAGAUCCGGUUGUCCAUACUGUAAACGACCCCUACCCCCAGAAUCUCAGGACGACUUGGACCCGGAGCCUCACUCUCGCGCAUCGAAUUACUUUCACUUGCUCUCCAUGGCAAAUGAUACCUGGUCGAGACCGUCGACGCCGCCACCUAUCGCCGAGGCUGAGUCCAGUGACGAAAGCACAAGUGCUUUCUCUGCAGAGGCCCUAGCAAAUGGGUAUUUCAAAGCUUUCUUCACCGAAGAGAGCAAGCUAGGAAUGGGUGCAAACGGAAGCGUAUACCUCUGUCAGCACGUCCUCGACGGAAAUCCACUGGGUCACUUUGCCGUCAAAAAGGUUGCAGUCGGGCAGUCCCACUCGUAUCUAUUAAACAUCCUUCGUGAAGUCCGUCUACUUGAACGACUUCAUCAUCCCAAUAUCAUAACUUACCAUCACUCUUGGCUCGAAAGUGCCCAGUUCUCUUCGUUCGGUCCCCGAGUUCCCACGUUACACAUUCUCAUGCAAUGGGCUGAAGGUGGAAGCCUCGACGACUUUAUUGAUGACCGUCUUGGACGCGAGACUCGGCACAUCCAUAUUAACCCAAGUGGCGCCUUGAACGGUACCAGCGCAACAUCAAACAUCCACUCGCGUUCAGCAAGGAUACGUGCAUACAGGGCAUUCCAGCGUGCCUCACCAGAGGAAAAGGAGCAACUCAGAAAACGUAUGAACGGACAAACGCAAGGAGUGCAAACAUGGACUGCAGUACAUCUCCUCAGUCCCGAGGAAGUCAAAAGCAUCUUCACUGACGUCGUAGAAGGAUUGGCCUUUCUGCACGACAAAUCCAUUUUGCACCUGGAUCUAAAACCUGGCAAUGUGUUGUUAACAUGGGAUGAAGGAAAACUAAUACCACGAGCCAUGUUAUCUGACUUUGGCACUUCCCGCGACAUGGUGAACACGUCCCAGGUUCGCUCGGGAAACACUGGAACGUUGGAAUACACCUCACCCGAAUCCCUACCAUCGCCUCAAACGGGCCUCCUUCGCCAAGUAGACUCCAAGUCCGAUAUGUGGUCACUCGGCAUGAUCCUACACAAGAUACUGUUCUUCAAAUUGCCGUACCAUUAUGCCGCGGCCGGCGACGCUAGCGAGGAGACGCUGAAUUCCCUCGCAGAGGGUGACAAAAUGGAUCGACUAGAGCAAGAAGUGUUGAACUAUCCUGGUUUCAAAAGAACACCAGCACUCGUUGCGGCAUUCGAAGGCCGCAAACUGCCGCGAGCGUACUUUGUUCUGCUAGAAACAUUACUCAAUCCCAAUCCGUCUGCACGACCGUCAUGCGAAAGGGUUCUAACUGCGAUCCGAGAAGGCAGACUGGAUCCGGUAAAAGAACCGCGGCGUACGCGGGCGGUAUCUGCUACAUCUUUGAUACAAGUGGUACGAAGACCGAGUCCCGAACCUACAGCAGAGCAGGCGGCGAAUGUUGUUGUUGACGAUCCUGAAGUCCCUGAAGAGGAGAAAGCGCCUUUACUGAGUCUUCCCGCGCCGGACGAGGAACCGCCGACAACUGUGGCCCCAAUAAAGCGGCUGAAAAUGACGCUUGUCGUGAGGACUGCCAAGUCGUGCAUCCUGGUUGUCAAGAUGCUCAAUCUGGCGACACUAUGUCCAGAGGGACACUUGCGGACUGUUGUUUUUAUCAUUGUAUUGAUUCUUGCAGUAGGACUAUGGGUAUCCAUCGUAUUUGGAUUACUCCACGUUUUGGUUGUACAAUUAGGAUGCUAG